Messenger RNA from Mycotypha africana, 1503 nucleotides. RefSeq names its product NMD3 family-domain-containing protein. NCBI's taxonomy places the organism in Eukaryota, Fungi, Mucoromycota, Mucoromycetes, Mucorales, Mycotyphaceae. The record is from RefSeq and is a predicted model, not a curated record. Gene Ontology annotation, cellular component: nucleus; cytoplasm. The coding region runs from base 1 to 1503 and encodes 500 amino acids. The transcript has a single exon. Gene Ontology annotation, molecular function: ribosomal large subunit binding. Gene Ontology annotation, biological process: ribosomal large subunit export from nucleus.
AUGUGUGUCAACUGUAUUCGUAAUGAGGUAGACAUUACAGAAGGUAUUCCCAAGCAAGCCACCAUUCAUUUCUGCCGUAAUUGCGAACGUUAUUUGCAACCACCUGGUAUUUGGGUUACGGCUCAACUGGAAUCCCGAGAAUUGUUAACUCUCUGUCUCAAAAAGUUAAAAGGCCUCAAUAAAGUUCGUUUGAUUGAUGCUGGCUUUAUUUGGACAGAACCUCACAGUCGACGUAUUAAAGUGAAAUUGACCAUUCAAAAGGAAGUAUUCGUCAACACUAUCCUUCAGCAGAUUUUCGAAGUUGAAUUUGUCGUUUCACAUCAACAAUGUGAUGAAUGUACUCGUUUAGCAGCUCAAAACACAUGGAAAGCCGUCGUCCAGGUGCGUCAAAAAGUGGAUCAUAAGCGUACUUUCUUGUAUCUCGAACAGUUGAUCUUGAAACACAAUGCGCAUAAGGAUACAACCAACAUCAAAGAAACAAAAGAUGGUAUUGAUUUUUACUACGGUGCCCGUAGUCAUGCUAUCAAAAUGGUCGAAUUUCUCAGUGCUGUUGUUCCUUUGCGAUAUAAAACUAGUGAACAAUUGAUUUCAAAGGAUAUCCAUACUAGUGUUAGUAAUUAUAAAUUCACUUAUUCAGCAGAAAUUGCACCCGUUUGUAAAGACGAUUUAGUUUGCAUACCCAAAAAAUUAUCCAACACAUUUGGUAAUAUCAACCAGCUUCUCAUUUGUACACGUAUCAGCAAUUCGAUCCAGUUACUUGACCCUCACACGUUAGCCAUGGCUGAUGUCACUACAACACACUAUUACCGUUACCCAUUCCAGCCUUUAGCCAGUGCCAAAGCGAUGAUUGAAUUUUAUGUAUUAGAUGUAGAGCCCUUAGGCCCUGUGAACGGUAGAAAUGUCCUCUGUGAUGUGCAUGUAGCUCGUAUGUCAGAUUUUGGACGAAACGAUGAACAAUUUAUUGUCAGAUCACAUUUAGGCGCUAUUUUGAAUCCAGGUGACACCGUAAUGGGUUACGAUCUCGCUCGAGCCAACUUUAACAAUGACGAAUAUGAAAAAUUACACCAACAAGCAAGUCUACCAGAUAUCGUGCUAGUACGUAAAUCCUAUCCAGCACGUAAGAAAAGAUCGAAACCUAGAAAUUGGAAGUUGCAGCAAUUGGGUAAAGAAGUGGAUGAGAUGCUGCCUCGUAAACAAGAUCAAGCCAAGAUUGAAAAUGAUAUGGAAUUAUUCAUGCGUGAUAUCGAAGAAGACCCAGAAUUCAGAUCCACUAUUAAUAUAUUCAAGAAUCCCAAUGCUUCUAAACAGACAAUGGCCAUGGAUAAUGAUGAGAUAAUUGAUUCUGAGGAAGAAGAACUGCCCGAAAUUUCUUUGGAAGAGAUGUUGGACGAAAUGGCUAUCAAUAUGGACGAUGAUGAUGAUGACGAGAACACAGCAGCGCCAUUAGUAACAAGAGCAGCAUCAGGCGCUGUGGUGGAUGAGGAUGAAGAAAUGGAAAUGUAA